Messenger RNA from Staurois parvus, 687 nucleotides. The record is from the annotation of a GenBank genome assembly. NCBI's taxonomy places the organism in Eukaryota, Metazoa, Chordata, Amphibia, Anura, Ranidae.
AUGGCAGGAGAUGGUAUUGCACAAAGUAAACUAAGCAGCAGCUGCUGUAACUGGAAAAUGUUGCUUCAGAUUGCAUUCUUUUUAAUAUGGACUGCAAUAGGAGUGGCAUUCAUUGUAGUAGGUGCCAUACAUAGAUACGGUUGUCCACAGUCACCAUAUAUCCCAAUAUUUAUGAUUGUUGCGGGAGCCUUCAGCUUUGCAUACUGGAUUAUAUUACCAUUGAACUGCUUCUGCCCCACUCUCGGAAAAAUCCUUGCCAUUCUAGUUGGCCUUUUUGUGUUUGCCUGGUUUAUUGCAGGCAGUGUCUGGGUGUUCAGGAUUUAUCGACCAACAGAGCAAGGAUGUCAUCAUGGCAUGUAUUACUUUGUCUUCUCAAUCUUGAUCAUUCAGUGGAUCUUUAUUGGACUCGGGGUCAUUGGCGCUGUGCUGUCUUGCAUUUGCUGCAAGAAUUCAUGUUUUGCUGAACUUUUCAAGUGUUUUAGUUGCUGCCCCUGCUCAGAGGACUCCCAGUGCCUACAAUCCUGCCAGUGCUUACAGUGCUGCAGUUGCCUUGAGAGCUGCAGCUGCCUUGAGAGCUGCAGUUGCCUUCAGUGCUUCAAGUGUUGCCAGUGCAGCAGUUGUUUGAACUGCUCCAUGUGUGCAAAAUGCUGCCGUUGUUUAGAGUGCUGUGCUGCAAAAGCAUGUUAA